This is a messenger RNA of Ixodes scapularis (black-legged tick), 1595 nucleotides long. Its product is annotated as Fanconi anemia group J protein-like. Gene Ontology annotation, biological process: telomeric loop disassembly; regulation of double-strand break repair via homologous recombination; negative regulation of DNA recombination. Gene Ontology annotation, cellular component: nucleus. The coding region runs from base 1 to 1473 and encodes 490 amino acids. The record is from RefSeq and is a predicted model, not a curated record. NCBI's taxonomy places the organism in Eukaryota, Metazoa, Arthropoda, Arachnida, Ixodida, Ixodidae. Gene Ontology annotation, molecular function: nucleic acid binding; DNA polymerase binding; hydrolase activity, acting on acid anhydrides, in phosphorus-containing anhydrides. The transcript has 3 exons.
AUGGAAGAGGCGCCCCGCUACCGGCUCGUACUACCGGGCGACCGGAUACCUUACCCCGUACAAGUGGACGUCUUUGAAACAAUGUUGCGCGGAUUCGGAGAAAAAGCCAACGUCAUGAUAGAAGCUCCUACCGGAUCGGGCAAGACAAUGGCCAUGCUCGGAGCCGUUUGCGAAUGGAUAACGACACGACCCAGCGGCAAAAUCUACCUCUGCUCUAGAACGCACCAACAGCUCGACCAAAUGGUAGCGGUGGCCAAGGCGUUCAUCGGAGACGCCGCGCACAUUUCUCGUCUCGUCGGCAAGGACCGAGUCUGCCUCUUGGAACGGGAAGUCCACAGCGGUAACGUGCCCCAACUCUGCAGUCAACACAGGGCCUCGUCGACGUGCCGAUUCUACCGCAAUUGGAAAGAGCAGCAUGGACCAGAGACGCGUUUGCCCGACGUUAGGGACAUCGAGGACUUGAUCCUCGACGAGGCGCACAACAUUGAAACGUUUUGUAGAGACGCCAUGUCCCUAGGCUUUGCAAUGUUUGUCGUCCAGGGUCGCGAGUCGCCAGAACUCAGGAUGACCUGCAUGGACUCGAGUUACGCCAUGAAGUCUGUGUCGUCGUGCACGCACUCUAUCGUCCUGGCCUCGGGGACUCUGAGUCCGAUGUCGUCGUACGAAAAGGAAUUGGGCGUCUUCUUUACUCACAAGGUGUCCGCCAAGGAACACGUCGUGUCCAAGCGUCACGUCUUUGUCCGUAGGAUCUCGCAUUCGCUCAAGGGUGACAAAGAGUUUUACAUGAAUUACAGCGCAUGCCAGAACGAAGAGCUACUCAAGGCCGUAGGUUCCGUCGUCUACGAGUCGACCAAGAUCCUGAAGAAAAAUGUCGGCGAAACAAAGGCUGGCGUCCUGUGCUUCUUCCCUUCUUACAAGCUACUUCAGACCUGUCCAGACGUGUGGCGCAAAGUGCCUCUAUGGCCCAAGUUGGUCAAGGUGGUCGGCGGGCAUCUGUUUCUGGAAGAUUCUGAAAACUCGGACCUCUUGUUCGAUAGGUACAAGACUGCGUUGAUUGACGGAGAGCCCGGCACGGUGGCCCUGUUUCUAGUCGUGCACAGAGGCAAAAUGAGCGAAGGCGUCGACUUCUCCGAUUCGCUGGCUCGACUCGUCGUAACCGUGGGGUUACCCUAUCCGUCGUAUCACAGUCCGGACGUAAAGGUCAAGGUCGAGUUUAACCGCAGCAGGGGCGGAGACGGGGACGAAUGGUAUAAAACGCAGGCGAUGCGAGCGGUUAACCAGUCCGUGGGACGCUGCGUACGUCACGUGAACGACUGGGGGGCCGUCCUAUUGCUCGACAGUAGGUAUUUUAGACCCGACGUUUGGAGCGAUUUAUCGCAUUGGGUCCAGGUCUGCGAAGACGAGUCGUCCACCUUCAAAGACACGAAGAAAUCUUUGCUCGAGAUAAACUCGUUUUUGAACGGUCGUCUAUGAAAAUGCACAUCCUCAGUUUGCACACGUAUCUGCGCGAACACAGAUACACGGCUAGCCGACAGGGCUACGCUUACUGGUAUUGCACGAUUCGCGACGCUACUAUUGCUCCUACACCAGCUGCU